AUGUCCAACUCAGAUACACCUCGCAAGAUGAGGGCGGCGGUUGGGAAGCCAGUGGUGGUGACUGAGAUCGAUGUGCCUUCGAUAGGGAACGACGAAAUCCUUGUCAAGGUAGCCAGUGCGAGCCUGUGUGGCUCGGAUCUUAUUGUCUACAGAGGGUACCUCGGCCCACCGGCAGGACGCGUUGGAGGCCACGAAGCUGUCGGCCCUAUUGUCCAAGCUGGACAACAACAGUUUUGUGAAUCCGGAAAGAUCAACCAAGGCUUUGACACAAACGGUUUCUUUGCCGAAUAUGCGCGGGUCAAGGCUUUAUUUGCUGUCAAGAUCCCUGACGGGCUGCCUCUUGAGCGACUCUCUCCACUGUUUUGCGCAGGAAUCACAGCGUUCCGUGCCCUAAAGCAACUCAUGCCGCUCCGGGCGGGUGUAAUUGGAGUGUUUGGGCUCGGUGGAGUGGGCGUGUUCGCCGUCCGCUUUGCCAAAGCCUUGGGGUAUCAGGUCCUGGGCUUUGACAUCUCGACUGAAGCCAGGGAAGCUGCGCAUGGAUACGGUAUAGACGCUACGGUCGAUAUUUCGGACGCAAAUGCCGUCUCCGAAGCCCUCGCUCGAUUCGACAAGUCCGCGGGGCUGGACGGGGCCAUUGUUGCAGCCGGCGUGCCUGCGGCAUAUCAGGCUGCUAUCAACUACACUGGAUUCAAUGGGACAAUAGUGGCGGUGGGAGUGCCGCACACGGACGUAAGCAUUACUAUUUUGCAGUUUGUGAAGAAGAAUCUGCGGCUGCAAGGAACCCAAAGCGGCACUCCGCUGGAGCUGAAGGAGAUGAUGCAGCUGGUCCAGGCACAUUCAAUCAUCCCGGAUGUAGACUUGUCGCCGCUCGACGCUCUUCCCGAGCUAGUGGAUGCUUUGGCGACUGGUAAGAUUACACGCAAAGCCGAAGAGGUGGCCGCGGAGAUCAGGAGUCAUGGAUCCGAGGCAUUGGCCAUUCAGGGCGAACUGAAAGACCCCAAUUUCGCACAGUCGGUUCUGGACAGUGUCCUCCGCGGAUUCAACACGCGUACGAUUGAUGUCCUGGUCAACAACGCAGCCCUGACGGGGUUAAAUGAUAAUCUGCCGGUCAAGGACGUUACUAUCAAAAACUUUGACGACGUCUUCCACGGCAAUGUUCGGGCACAGAUGUUCCUGAUGCGAGCGGUGCUGGAACAUCUUCCGGAGAAAGGGGGCAGAAUCAUCAAUAUCAGCUCCAUCGCCGCCAAGAAGGCCUCGCUCGAACCCUAUGUAGUGUAUGGGGCGUCGAAAGCUGCUCUGGAGUCUCUCACACGCUCCUUCGCGAUGGAGUUUGCGUCCAAGUACGGAUGCACAAUCAACGCCGUCACUCCUGGGUUCACAGUUCACGAGGACAUACUGAAACGCAUUCCCAAGGAGACCCUCGAGCAGGCGAAUCAGCAACAGAAUGUGGAGAAGCGAUUCGGCAACCCCGACGACGUCGCUGAGGUCGUAGCAUUUUUGGCUUCCGAAGAGUCGCGUUGGAUCAACGGCAAUUGCGUUCCCGCUAACGGUGGCGCCAAUAUAGCAGCAGAAUAG
This is a messenger RNA of Fonsecaea monophora, 1575 nucleotides long. RefSeq lists its product as hypothetical. Lineage: Eukaryota; Fungi; Ascomycota; Eurotiomycetes; Chaetothyriales; Herpotrichiellaceae. Gene Ontology annotation, molecular function: oxidoreductase activity. Bases 1 to 1575 code for a protein of 524 amino acids. The record is from RefSeq and is a predicted model, not a curated record. The transcript is spliced from 6 exons.